CAUAGUAUCGCCCAAUCGUAACAACUUGCCAUAUCUUGAUACUAGCCGAGGAGUUCCGAUUGAGUAUCGCCCAAAAAGUGUACUCUUGAUUUCGAGAAAGGUGGAACUUUUUUAUCGCAUUCAACAAAGCAAGACAUAUCUUUAUUUUUAUACGCCAGGACUUUACAACCCAAAACAGAUGACGUUUAACAAAGAACCACUUUUCCGUUUUCCGUCCAAAUGACAUUUUCAGAAAAAGUGUACUUUCGAUUUCGAAAAAGAUAAAACUUAUGUUUAUUCAAGCAGUGAACAAGUGACAAUGGAAAAACACGAAAUGGAAGAAGGUGACGUAACUGUUAGUCAAGAUCAAGAAGUUGAAAUGUCGACGGACGAGGCGGCUCAAAGUGAAUGCGGAGAAGAAGAGAAAGAAGAUGGUGAUCGUCCUUCAGAAAAGCAACACUCUGAGAUUGUUGGGAAGGAGCCUCGUUUACCAAUAGCAUUUGAAGAUCUUCAAGUUGAUGACCCGGAUUUUUGCGAGGAUUUGGACAUACCUAAAAUGGUAAAUGUUGAGUCCAAUAAAGGAGCGUCUGGUUUUUCAGUUAAAACUUCUGUAUUCUCCAAAUAUUGUGAGCCAUGCAAAUCUCUCGAAAAUGUGGACAAAGCUGCCGAAGUUUUCUGUAAAAAAUGUGAAGAGUUGUUGUGCAAAACUUGCAAGGAAAGACAUUCUGCAUCAAAACGGCUGAGAGAUCAUGAGUUAACUGAAGUUUCAGAAUUUGGAGAUGUAGAAAAGCGACAUUUAUACUGCGAACCAUGCCAACAGCAGGGAUAUCAAAGAGACGCAGUUUACUUUUGUCCAGAAUGUGAAAAUGAAUUGCUUUGUGAAAGUUGCACGAACGUUCACAAAGCCAUGAAGACAACGAGAAUGCACAAGCUUUUUGAUGUCUCGGAUGUCAUUCCUAUGACCUCUCCGGCGGUUCCUCGGUGCUGUGAGCCAUGUGAGGCUCAGUCGAUUAAUUCCAUAGCGACUAUGUUUUGUCAUGACUGUGACGAUGAACCUUUGUGUGAUGCCUGUGCGCGUUACCACAAAGUACAAAAGAUAACAAAGGAGCACAUUCUGUAUCCAGUUGUGGCUUUAACCCAUAAAUCACCAAAGAAAAUACAACAAAUUCUAUUUUGUGAUCCAUGCAAGGGUCAAGCCUUGGAGAACGGAGCAUCCAUGUUUUGCAGGGAAUGCGAUGGCGAGCUCCUUUGUGACCAUUGUGCCAAGUACCAUGGCGCUCAGAAAAAGACGAGACACCAUGCCUUGUUUCCUACAUCAGAAUACAAUAUCCAAGGACAGAAAGAGUCCAUGAGCAGGUUAUCUGAACCCGGAUUCUCAUCAGUCAGGCCAAAACACGGCCUUGAUAGAUCAGUUGAGACCGAUACACAUCAGAAGGUGGAGCAGAUGGAACAACAUCGGACACAGGAACAGCCUGGUCAGCCAACUGUUACUGAUAUAUCCUCCGAUUCUUUAACACUAUUUUGGAACAAGCCGGAAAGAUUCAGACCAAAUGACUACUUUCAGAUUGCUUAUAAGGAGUUGAAUAGUGAAGGCAAGUGGCGGAUAUAUCAUGGCGAAUACACAGAAUCCACGGUUAAGCUUGAGAACUUGAAGUCCAAUGCUCGCUUCGUUUUUCGAGUUCGUAUAGUCUCUAUUGACGGAGAAGGGCCGUAUAGCCCACAAAGUGACGAGAUUCAAACAGAAAGCUCACCGGCCUCUAGAAUUGUGGAUUUUUCAGUACUCUUAACUGACGAAGAACACCAAAAAGAUAACAACUGGUCGCCUGACUUGUAUGCGAUACCUCUUACAGAAGUGAAAGAGGCUAGAAAUGACUCUGCAAAGACAAGGAAAUUCGAAGUCGGUGCCCGACCGAAGGGCUUGGUAAAAGAAAAAUAUAUAAUGAUGAUUGGAGAAACAGGAACUGGGAAAAGCACGCUUGUCGAUGGCAUAGCGAACUAUGUUAUGGGUGUAAACUGGCAAGAUCCCUUCAGAUUUUCUAUUGUCAACUUAGAGGAUGAGGAAAAGAAAAAGAAAAAGAACCAGGCGCUUUCACAGACCGAAUGGAUAACGUGCUAUACCCUUUAUCCCAUCAAAGGAAGUCGUCUGCAAUACACGAUACAUGUCAUCGACACACCAGGGUUUGGAGACACAAGAGGCAUUGAACGAGACCAAGAAAUUGUACAACAAAUUAAGGAAUUAUUUUCAGAGAAAGAACCAAAGGGCGUAAUGUCAAUUGAUGCUGUUUGUUUUCUCAUCAAAGCACCGGAUGCCCGUCUUACCCCAAUUCAGAGUUACAUUUUCCAACAAAUAAUGUCUCUGUUUGGUAAAGACAUAGAGGAAAACAUCUGUUCAUUGGUCACUUUCGCCGAUGGAUUGGACCCACCUGUUUUUGCCGCUCUGAAAGAAUCUGGAUUGCCUUUUGGAAAGCGCUUUACGUUCAACAAUUCCGGGCUAUUUGCGAAAAACAAAGGAAUAGAUAGCACAUGUCUUUCGCCAAUGUUCUGGGCUAUGGGAAUGAAAAGCUUUAGAAACUUCUUCAACUAUAUUGAUGACCUCCCAACGAAAAGUCUGCAGCUUACAACAGACGUCUUGAAUGAGCGCUGUCGCCUGGAAAUGACUGUAGUUAACUUGCAACCAAAACUUGAUAUGGGAUUACAUAAAAUUUACCAGCUCAAAGGGGAAAUAAGGUUUUUUGAAGAGAACAAAGCUAUAAUUGCGGACAACAAGGAUUUUAUGUAUUCGACAAUAUCUACUCAUCAGAUAAAGAGGGAUCUGCCGCCGGGCCAACAUGUUACAAACUGCACUCACUGCCACUUCACGUGUCAUGAAAAUUGCAAGAUUCCGAAUGACGAUGGAAAAAGUAAAUGCUGGGCUAUGGAUCAAACAACAGGUGGCUGCAGAAUUUGUCCAGACAAUUGCUACUGGAACAAGCACGCCAACACGCCAUAUAUAUUUGAGUACAUGUUGGUUGAAGAGAUAAAGAACUAUGCCUUAAUGAAACAGAAAUAUGAAGAAGCUUCAGGCAAGCUGUUAACACAGGAGCAAGUGGUGGAAAAAAUGGGAGAAGAACUAGAGGAAAUGGUUGAUAUUAUUGAUGACAUGAUGCUCACGUUUCGAGAUUGUAACGUCAGGCUUGCGGAAAUCGCUCUGCGGCCGAAUCCGUUAACUGUCACCCAGCAUAUCGAUUUGAUGAUCCAGAAUGAAAAAAUGCAAAGGAAAAAGGGCUGGCAACAGCGGGUUAAAGUUUUGUUCCGAUUCAAAAGGCGUGCAGAAGUAGAAAAGGAUUUUGAAGCAUUUCAAACGCAGGCAAACACCCUAGGUGUUGUAGGAAGACGAAAGAAGGAUAAGCGAAAGGUAUUUCAAAGAUUUAAGGAUCUCUUCGGAUGGUAGGCAUCGCCAGCGAUUCUUGAGCAAAUCGAUUUUAGUAACAAACCAUAUAGUGAGAACAUUGCAGAUGUUAUAACUCGAAAUGUCGUCCAACGGUUGAUUUUUCAAAUAACAUUUGUUCAGGGGCAUGAACUUUGUUUUGAGCGAUGCUCUUGCAUAUACUUGUAUCUGUUAUGAUUUGUUUGAGUUUUGAACAUGUUUUUGACACACGCUUUAUAUACAUUAUGAAUGUUUUAUACUAUGUUCCUGCAUGUGUGCAUUCGAUGGAGGAUGUGAAGUAAAAUACUUACAAUCUAUGUCAUAUUCUUUUAUGAAUGUUCUAGAAACACAACAGGUUUAUCUUCGAUCGUUUUGUCAACUAAACCCAAAUACUUUUUGUGAAACACGCACAUUCAAGAUAUUUUGAUAGUUUUAUAAUGUAAUGCUUUUUAAAAGUCCAAAUGUUGUACAGAUACAUUUACAAUUGCGUUGGAUAUGACUUCUUAGCUUGUCCCUGUAGAUUAUAUUGCAUUAUUAAAAAAGGCUGUCUUUACACUUUCGCUAUUUGAUGCAAUUAAGUUAAACUGUUUUGUGUUAACUGCUUCAAUUGUGUAUGUUUUCAGCACUAUUGACAAACUACACUUUGUAUGUAUGUAUAAAAUAUCAUAAACAUUUUAUUUAGGCGGUUGUAUUUAAAACUUUGUUUUUCAAACAUUAAACUACAUUGUAUCUUUAGACUAUAUGGAAACCAUUAUUUAAACCAACACAAAACGAUUCAAAAUAUUUGAAAAUUUUUACAUAAUGCUUUAUUAAUGAGGCAUAAAAGUUGUCAUGUAGUCAUCAACGUUUAUCUUAUUUGCUUUAAUGUUCUUGCUAUAAUACCAUUGAAAUGCUUUGUUGUUAGGUCAUCUGAUCUUCGUUUGCAUAGUAUGUAUUAAUCAUAUUGUCAUUUAUUCGAUAUGUUGUUCUAUUGUCAAAGGAAUUUUGAAAAAUCAACACAAAAUUAAGGGUCAUUUAUUAAAGCAACUGUUUUAACAUUCACAUCUCAUUAAAACUUUCAUAUACUCACCAAGCUACGCUCUUAUUAUACAACGGUCUAAUGUUUUCUCUAUAUUUCUAUGAGCAACCUUCCCAACUGUUUUUGUGAAAAUCUCUUGAUCUGAAUCAUUACUGAGACAAAGGUGACCAUUAAUAAAUUAAUUUAUUUUACUUUUGUACAUUUUUUUUACUUUAAUAUAAUUCGGAAAUUUUAAGUAUGAGACUAUGUAUGUUUUACACCAUUAUAACGUUCAUUUUCUUGAAUGUUUUUUGUUACUUUCUAUAAUGUUUGCAAGAUACAUCGUAUGUGUAUUUAACAAGUGAACAUUAAGAUAAUCAUGUAAAAAGCUCACUUACAUUACGGAAAGCAGAUAGUUCAGUGCUGAUUAUAACAAACGAAAACAGUUAUCAAUAACAAUAAUAAAAAAUGUUGUAUAAGAUAUGUAACUUCCAAAGGUUAUAACUAGAAACUGCAAAACCUUUAAAAAUGUCUCUUUGUUCUGCUUAAUUUGAACGAGAAAUGUAGUGCAUAGGUUUUAAUGUAGUGUUAAAUAAAUGUCAAGCAUAUUCAAGGCAAUAAAUGUUGUAUUUCA
This is a messenger RNA of Mya arenaria, 5016 nucleotides long. RefSeq lists its product as uncharacterized. The coding region runs from base 299 to 3409 and encodes 1036 amino acids. The transcript has 7 exons. The record is from RefSeq and is a predicted model, not a curated record. Lineage: Eukaryota; Metazoa; Mollusca; Bivalvia; Myida; Myidae. Gene Ontology annotation, molecular function: GTP binding; zinc ion binding; protein binding.